Messenger RNA from Talpa occidentalis (Iberian mole), 2811 nucleotides. It is a transcript of the gene TFAP2C, whose product is annotated as transcription factor AP-2 gamma. Gene Ontology annotation, biological process: regulation of transcription by RNA polymerase II; regulation of cell population proliferation; anatomical structure development. Gene Ontology annotation, cellular component: nucleus. The record is from RefSeq and is a predicted model, not a curated record. Bases 237 to 1589 code for a protein of 450 amino acids. Lineage: Eukaryota; Metazoa; Chordata; Mammalia; Eulipotyphla; Talpidae. The transcript has 7 exons. Gene Ontology annotation, molecular function: RNA polymerase II transcription regulatory region sequence-specific DNA binding; DNA-binding transcription factor activity, RNA polymerase II-specific.
GACACACAGUGCGGGCGCGGCUCCCCGGUCCACCGCAGAGGCCUCUCCACCCGCGGCCGCGGCAGCCACGCGCGCGGAACCGCCGAUGCGCGCCCAGUGACCCGGACAGCGAGGCCCGCGCGCGCCGGGGCGGCGGCAGACGCCUGGCCACCGUGACCCCAAUUUUGGAUUUACCGCUCGGGGGGUGGGGGGAGCCUGGAUUUAACUGGCGGCUGUUUUGGGGGACGCCGGACGCCAUGUUGUGGAAAAUAACCGAUAAUGUCAAGUAUGAAGAGGACUGCGAGGAUCGCCACGACGCGAGCAGCAAUGGCAACCCGCGCCUCCCGCACCUCUCCUCGGCCGGGCAGCACCUCUACAGCCCCGCGCCGCCGCUCUCGCACACCGGAGUCGCCGAAUACCAGCCGCCCCCCUACUUCCCGCCCCCCUACCAGCAGCUGGCGUACUCGCAGUCGGCCGACCCCUACUCGCACCUGGGGGAAGCCUACGCCGCGGCCAUCAACCCCCUGCACCAGCCGGCGCCCACCGGCAGCCAGCAGCAGGCCUGGCCCGGCCGCCAGAGCCAGGAGGGGGCCGGCCUGCCCUCGCACCACGGGCGCCCCGCCGGCCUGAUCCCGCACCUCUCGGGCCUGGAGGGGGGCGCCAUGAGCGCCCGCAGGGACGCCUACCGCCGCUCGGACUUGCUGCUGCCGCACGCGCACGCCCUGGACGCCGCGGGCCUGGCCGAGAACCUGGGCCUCCACGACAUGGCGCACCAGAUGGAGGAGGUGCAGAAUGUGGAGGAUCAGCAUCUGCUUCUGCACGACCAGACUGUUAUCCGCAAAGGUCCCAUUUCAAUGACCAAGAACCCCUUGAGUCUCCCUUGUCAGAAGGAGCUGGUGGGGGCCGUGAUGAACCCCAGCGAGGUCUUCUGCUCCGUCCCAGGAAGACUGUCCCUCCUCAGCUCCACAUCUAAAUAUAAAGUGACAGUCGCUGAAGUCCAGCGGAGACUGUCCCCGCCCGAGUGCUUAAAUGCUUCCCUGCUGGGAGGUGUUCUCAGAAGAGCCAAAUCAAAAAACGGAGGCCGGUCUUUGCGGGAGAAAUUGGACAAGAUUGGGUUGAAUCUUCCAGCUGGGAGACGGAAAGCCGCACAUGUCACCCUCCUGACGUCCCUGGUAGAAGGUGAGGCUGUUCAUCUGGCUCGGGACUUUGCCUAUGUCUGCGAAGCAGAAUUCCCUAGUAAACCAGUGGCAGAAUAUUUAACCAGACCCCACCUCGGAGGUCGGAAUGAGAUGGCGACUCGGAAGAACAUGCUGCUGGCUGCACAACAAGUGUGCAAGGAAUUCACGGACCUUCUCAAUCAAGACCGAACACCCAACGGGAACAACAGACCCACACCAGUCUUGGAGUCCAACAUCCAGAACUGCUUGUCUCAUUUCAGCCUCAUCACCCACGGGUUCGGCAGCCAGGCCAUCUGUGCCGCCGUGUCUGCCGUGCAGAACUACAUCAAAGAGGCCCUGAUAGUCAUAGACAAAUCCUACAUGAACCCUGGCGACCAGAGUCCUGCGGAUUCUAGCAAAACCCUGGAGAAAAUGGAGAAGCACAGGAAAUGAAACAGGGGCCCACCAGGACCGAAGCGUCUGGAAGGAAAAGGGCCAGGAAACUCAUUCCCCACCGAAACAGACUGGGGACCCCCUGGCCGGGGGUGAACAGAGCUUCUCCCCGGCCUUCCCGUUCGGCCGCCUCUGCUGACCUUGUUCUCCACCGCAUUUCUGGACGGCUUUUCGGAAGGUGACAAGCGCUGGUUCUUUACUCACUAAGCUUUGAUUUCAUUGUUCGGAACCCACUCCUCCUCCUCUCUGAAGUGGUGCUACAAGUUUUAGAACUUUUUAAAUAAAUCCCCCGGGCUCACAACAAAAACCUACAUGUAGCUGUUGAAAAUGUUGAAAGAGAUUCAGAUCAACCUUUUUUUAUUCAGUGUUAAGGUAAUGGCUGGCUUCCGUGUCCACUAAAUAUUUAUCUUCAAGAAAGUAUUUAUCUAGCUUCUUCAGAUACCAGAUGCUACAUUCAGCAGGAGACAGAUUCUACCUGCCGAGCAACUAGUUCCUAGGUGGUAUUUGACACACUUUGCACCCCUGGUUCCAAGGGGAUCUUUCAAAACUUGUAAAAAAAAAAAAAAAAAAGAAAAAAAAGCCUGCUGAAUUUUUUUUUUUUAAAUAUUUUGAAAGUUAACUCUUAAAAUGGGAGAAUCUUUGAAGGGACAUGUUCCUUUAAGGUACUGAAGCUUUAUUUGCAUAUUUAUUUCACAUCUUGGUGUUUUGAGUAAACUUGAAAGGGCAGGCAUGAAGCUUUUUUUUUUUUUUUCUUUUUUUUGGGGGGGCUGCCUGUCAUCCCCAAGACCCGGAGAAGGCUCUGGAUUUUGCCAAGCAGUGUGUUGGGUGUACAGAUUUUAUUUAUGCAUAAUUUAAUGGGGUCUGUAAAUACGGGUGCACUUCUUACGACUUUUUGAGAAACGGGAUUCGAUUUUAAUAUUAGCUUUUAAAGGUGAUGGGCUAGUCUGAAACACCUCCCGAGGUUUUAUUCCUAUGGACACAGGGUAGUAAGAAUGUGGAGGGUCCUGGGCUCUGUUAUGGACGGUGGAGAUUUCUAUUUAAUGGCUGUUCACAAAGCAGUGACUUUGGCUCAUGCCUGCAGGAAGGGGCCCUGAGGUGAGUGUGUGCUAUAGCGUGUGUGGGUGAAUCGAGGUCUGGAAUUGAGCUACAUGCCUGUAAACCUCCCCGAAAUAACUGGUGUGUAUAUGAUACCUGUAUAAUAAAAAGUAUUCUCGAUAGAAGC